Messenger RNA from Aureobasidium vineae, 768 nucleotides. Lineage: Eukaryota; Fungi; Ascomycota; Dothideomycetes; Dothideales; Saccotheciaceae. The record is from the annotation of a GenBank genome assembly.
AUGCCACUCUCUGUCUUCGACGACAUCCGUGAUCUUCUGGUCAGCCAUGACAAUCCUGCGCGACNNGAAGGCGAUCUCGACUAUGAACGAUGCGCUGCUCUGCACAAUGCGAUAGUCAAGUACGGCUGGAAAACGAGUGGUCGCUCACUCGACGAGAUCCCCUGGGUCAGUUGCUGGGAAGCAGGCGCAGAUGAAUGGGAGUUGGAUAUUGGUCGCCUUCACCCGUCGAUGGUUGAGUUCCUCAAACAGGCGUAUAGUACUGAGCUCCCGGACANNACCGAGUCAAUUCACCACAAUGGCAUGCCAAGAGAAUACAAAUUUCUCUAUUUCCUCGAGGGACUUGUCGGCCCUCAUGGCCAUGAGUGUCCUGCCUACACAUUUGAGGACUUUGAGGAUUAUCCCGGCCAGUAUAUGACACUCUACACCCCGAACGGUCGCUUGGGCUCGCAUCCCUACAGACUUGUGUUUGCAUCCUUCUUUCCUAGCACGGAGCAAGCUCAAAGUUUGACUAACGACUCUUGCAUAGUUNACAACCAGGAGACACAUGAAUGUGUCAUCAAUUUUACAAACACCUGGUUUGAGCCAAUGGAUAGGGUCCUUCCAUGGCAAAGACUUGAGACCAUCCUCAGUGUCUACAUCGACAUGAUCGAGUCUGGAAAGUUGUCUUGUGUCCAUAACGAUGUCGAGCAGCCCGGUGAUGCAAAGCGUAUGCUGGUGAACGACGAGGUUCUCAUGACCGCCCAGAUGCAAUAUUUGCAAAUCCGGUGA